Messenger RNA from Staurois parvus, 350 nucleotides. Lineage: Eukaryota; Metazoa; Chordata; Amphibia; Anura; Ranidae. The record is from the annotation of a GenBank genome assembly.
AUGGGGCCCCCGGGCAAUAGGGGAUCAUGGGGCCCCUGUGUCCUUGCCCAAACUCAAAAAAGCCUAUGAAAAAGUACACGCUAUUUUUCUCCACCAUUUGGACAUGCCCCUGUAACCAGUUUUCUAUCCAUGAACAAACCUUAUGGUCCAUGCCUAUAGACCUCAGACCAGGGGCGGACUGAGAACUCACGGGGCCCCUGGGCAAUAAGGGAUCAUGGGGCCCCUGUGUCCUUGUACAAACUCAAAAAAGCCUAUGAAAAAGGUACCAGGGGCAUCUCAUGGGGGCCCCUACUGACCCCGGGCCCUCGGGCAGUGCCCGAGUUUCCAAAUGGUCAGUCCGCCCCUGCCUC